This is a messenger RNA of Aspergillus bombycis, 1536 nucleotides long. RefSeq names its product nucleic acid/nucleotide deaminase domain-containing protein. The record is from RefSeq and is a predicted model, not a curated record. The transcript has 2 exons. Bases 1 to 1536 code for a protein of 511 amino acids. NCBI's taxonomy places the organism in Eukaryota, Fungi, Ascomycota, Eurotiomycetes, Eurotiales, Aspergillaceae.
AUGACCCGACAUCCCGCCUCUUCGCCCUAUGUCCGCCAUAAGCACCCAGAGCUCCGGCGGCUCUAUGAGCCCCUUUCCUUACUAUACGUGCUGCGAGAGCAAAUCCCAGAGCGGAGGCCGAUUGCAGUAAUUAAUGCUGGUGGAGUGGGAGGAAUCUUACAACGCCGCCGCGAUUUCCUCAAUGCGCUCGUUGAACUAGCAGCGUUUAAGCAGGGAUAUGACUUGGCUAUUACAGCAGGAUACGACCACGAGAACGUGAUCAUCGCCGUCGCGGGAAAUCAGGACGUCAGUGACUUGGUUGUUCCGUUUCUGGAAAGGUUGCUGGGCAUGGUCACCAGUGCUCUCCAUGUGGGCUUAAAUGAUGAAACAUGCAAUAGAGAGCUUUCGAAUAUCUCGAAUUACGUGAUGGAAUGGCAAAAUGACAAUAGCUUCGCAGUAUAUCACUCGAUAUUUGAUCAUAUUGCGCCCAUUUGCAUACCGGUAAUGGCUACUGGGACAAAUGACCCGAAAGGCAUGGCAAUGGUUUCCCUAUGGGAAACCUUUGUCAGCAGCAACGGCAUGGCGCUGCUCAAAACAGAUAUGCCCGCUCUCGUCCACAAUUGUUUUUCAGCGUCCCAGGACGGGAAGUUUGAGAUAUUCCAGCGUUUUGUUUGCCAAAGCCAGCGGUUUGUGGAUAUGUUUGAGGAGUUCCAUCGCCAACUGCUCAACCUGGCUAUGCCUAUGGAAAUGUGUCGCCUGCUUCUCAAGUCGGCGAUAUCCAUACGUCAGGAUCUUCAUAGGGAAAUUAAGGUCUACCACGUACCUCCUGAAGAGCGCAUGAAGAUCCCUCUAGUCAGAAAGAAGCUGAAUCUUGAUGAGAUUGCCAAUCGGAUGUUUUCAGAAAGGCAACGCUUCAAGCAGCUCCGUCAAGGGUUGGAGCGAGUCGUGCCGGCGCCUAGCAGGCUCAUUGAACAGCUUAAAGACUAUCAAGAAAAUGUUUAUACCCAAAUUCAUCCGGAGCUUCGCCUUGUGGACUUUUUCGAUAAGAAUAGUCGGGUGCAAUAUUUCGACAAUUAUGAUAGAUAUAUUGCAACUAGCAAGCCCUGUUGCUACCUGUGCAACCAAUAUCUAUCGCAUCGCCUCAAUUACCAUAUCCGAAAAUGCGAUCCCAACCACCUUGACCUCCACUGGCGCUUGCCAGACAUCCGAGCUGUCGAACCCAGCACACGUUUUAUCGAACAGAAGGAGAUACUGCGCAAAAUAACGGAACGCAUUCGCAGAGAUGUGGAGAAGUUUGUGUUGGAUCGUUGCUCCGAGAGCAAUGAUUCAUCAGACGAUGAUACAUCACAGUCAUUUAGCCUCUCCACUGAGACAACCACGACAUGGGAGGAAGCAUCCUAUGCCGAAGCUAAUGAAUGUUCCCAUUCGUACAUAUUUCCUUCGGGCACCGAAGGUGACAAACAUCCUGGCCCUGGGCGAUGUGACGGAAUGGAAAAUGAAGAUGAUAAAGACACUGUUGUUUUCAAAGGACGGAAGGCCGCACUUUCCAUUCCCUGA